UUUUUUUUUUCUCUCUUGUCAAUACUUUUUUUUUUUUUUUUGUCAUAAUGUGUAAACACAUUCUUAAUGCACAGGUAGCUAUUCGUGCCCCUUGUUGUAAAAGAUGGUUUGAUUGUGCUGAAUGUCAUGCUGCCGUGACUGAUCAUCCCUUGAGAAAGACGGAUGAAAUGGUCUUUGCCUGUAAAAAAUGUAAAAAGGCCUUUCGCAAGGACAUGACUGAUUAUGAGGAAGAGGAUGAGUUUUGCCCUCAUUGCGAUAACCAAUAUGUGAUUAAUGCAGUUACGCCUGAAGCUAGAAUUGGUAUUGAGACUGAAGAUAUUCGUGUAGAUAACAGAGUGGUGAAGGAUGAUCGCUUCAGGGUGAAAACCGAGCAAAUUAACAAUAUCUUUGAUAUUGAUGGAUCGCACAUGUUGGGUUAAAUAGCAAUACCUCCUCCACACACACACACACACACACGGGAAACAAACAAAAAAACUCGUGCUAAUUAUAUAUAUAUAUAUAAGAAAGAGAGGGAUUCGUUGGUUAAAAAAUAAAUAUACAUAUACAGAGAAGAAAAAAAAAAAAAAG
Molecule: messenger RNA, 567 nt
Organism: Mucor mucedo
Lineage: Eukaryota; Fungi; Mucoromycota; Mucoromycetes; Mucorales; Mucoraceae
Product: CHY zinc finger-domain-containing protein
Exons: 4
Coding region: 48-419 (123 amino acids)
Biological process (GO): protein import into mitochondrial intermembrane space
Cellular component (GO): mitochondrial intermembrane space
Molecular function (GO): zinc ion binding
Source: RefSeq, a predicted model, not a curated record